AUGCUGAAGUCAGCAAGCUAUGGGUCUUCCACGAUUUCCCCUGUCGCUUUUUUGAUCUCUGAUGUUGCCGAUCCUCACUUUUCCGCUUGCCAGCCCAACGGCUGGGAUCAUCGGGAUCCCGCCAGCCAGUUCCAUUUCAGUCCAGCCGUAUGUCCUAGCUACUGGACAUACUUUGAAAUGCGACGCACAUCCACUAAAUUUGGAAAUGAAAACCUUGCUUAUUACUCCACUGCGUACUGUUGUGCUAGCGACUAUCAACUAUGGGAUAGAUAUCAAUCUUCCCCUAUAACCAGCCUUACAGCGCCUUAUUACCGAUAUACAGAGGCCGGAUGGACCUCAACCACUGUAACAAUAUGGUCCACCGGAACCAAGACAACAAAGGUCUUUACAGAAGGAUAUAUGGCCCACGCAGUAUGGGAGAUAUCAUGGGCGGCCUCGGACACGGUGAGCAUGUCUCCAACACUACCGCCGCUUGAUUCGGGGGAGUACUUUUCGACCUGGGUGCUAGGACAGAGCCUCACGAUGCCUUCCCUAGAACCGACUAAGGAUCAGAAUGACCCGACACUUACGACCCUAGGAUAUUUUCUCAUGGUUGGCCUUCCACUUAUUGGCGUCGAGAUCAUUGCAUGCAGCGUUUGGUGUUGUUUCACGAUUCGACGAGCAAAUCGUCGGGAGGCGGCCCAGUUGAAGCAGUAG
Molecule: messenger RNA, 696 nt
Organism: Penicillium robsamsonii
Lineage: Eukaryota; Fungi; Ascomycota; Eurotiomycetes; Eurotiales; Aspergillaceae
Exons: 2
Coding region: 1-696 (231 amino acids)
Source: RefSeq, a predicted model, not a curated record